Molecule: messenger RNA, 6057 nt
Organism: Apus apus (common swift)
Lineage: Eukaryota; Metazoa; Chordata; Aves; Apodiformes; Apodidae
Product: transient receptor potential cation channel subfamily V member 2-like
Exons: 23
Coding region: 1492-3846 (784 amino acids)
Biological process (GO): calcium ion import across plasma membrane
Cellular component (GO): membrane
Molecular function (GO): calcium channel activity; protein binding
Source: RefSeq, a predicted model, not a curated record
ACAUGUUGUCGUGUUCAAGUACAAAGGUGUUUUUCUGUGCCAUCUCAGCUCUGCUUGUGUAACAGUGACUCAGCUCUGCAGACCUGGCUUGCAGCCUGUAAGGGCAUUUUCACCACAAAAGCAGCUGCAUGUUUGUGUUUUAAAGAGAAUUAGGAACUGUGGAUGCUUUUCCUCUAACAAGCAGGGAACUCGAAGUGUAACCAGCGAAUGCCACACUUAGAAGAACUGAGGUGCUUCUUUGCUGUUCUGCUGACAAACCUCACCCCAGAAGCCACAAGCUCAGCCGGCUCAGACACAGCAGAGGGAGCACAAACAAAGAGAGUCCUUCUCUGCAGUGCAGCUUGGAUCGGAUCCAAGAGGACUCACAGGCAGGAGGCAGACUGAAAAGAUGCAGACAAAGUCUGCAUUCGAUGUCAGCACGUUCCUGCCUGUGCUGCCUUCAUUUCCCUGAAGAAUGAAUUUUUCAGGAGCCAUUAUUAACAAGGUUUAGGUAAUGCCCGCUGGAUGUCACUGUUUCUCCACAAGUGUUAUCCUGUAACAUCGCCAUGGAUUUCGUUGCUAUUUCAUUGUCAGAGGAGUGUUCCUUCAGGCUGUAAUCCUGCAGAAAGUGAUACAUCAAAUAGAAAGAUACUUCCAUUUAAGCUGUGUGGCCUUCCUGAGGUUUGAAUGAAGUGCUGGACUGCCUGUUCUGGAGAAAAUGUUAAUGAUCCACCUCUGUGUGCUGUUAUUGUGAGCUUCCCUCCUUCUGUGAAGAUGACUUGGAGCUGCUACUGCUUAGAGUGACUGCAGAUCAAUGCUGUAAUUAAAUUACAGACACAUGCAGCCUGGAUGUGCUCAUGGACCACCACCAACCAGGAGUUCACCACCGUGCCGUGAGCAGCGCUAACGUGAGCGGGGUCUUCUCUGCAGAAGGGCAGGACUUUCACCCAUGGAUGUAAAUAACGUGGGGUCUGCCUUCAUGCUUCUUAAUGCUUGUUGGUAUUUGUCUUGGUUCCUACUGAGAGAUUAUUUACCCUCUGAAGGAUACGUUGGGACUCCUUGUCAGAUCAGUUCUUGGGUGGAGCUUGCAGCAACUUGGGGGACAUACAAAUUGGAUGUGUGUAUUACAGGGUCCUUUUUUUAUUAUUAUUUGGACCGCUUUGCCCUUUUAAACCAGACAGUCUGUCUGUACAAGACAGACAAUAAAUAACUCUCUGAAGCGCUGUGGAGAAAUGGAAACUGCAGCUGAGAAAUGAUUUUGGGGAAAGGAAGAGAAAAAAGCACAAGCAAACUUGUGGAAGUGCAAAUAGUCCUCUAAAGGAUCAGCUAAUGUGCCAGCUAUGGACUCUGGCUGUAGUCCCAGCAAGGGAGAUUUCUCUCCAGAGAAAACCUGUUAACCAUUUGGAGGGAGUACAUGUGAAAAAGACGGAGUCAUUAACAAAAGAUCUGCUUCAGGUUUAGUCUCCCAGCAGGGAACGUUCUUGGUGAUCUGCAAGACCAUUUCUACUAGAAAUGGAUAACUUCACUAAUGGGCAGCCAGGCCCGGGUCAGAGGAACAGGUUGAUAGGGUUGCUAGAAACAGAUGACAGUAUCCCAGAAGAUAAACCUGCAUCUAGUAAAAAGGAAGAAAGACCAGGACUUGGCAAGAAAGGAGAACCACGGCCCUUGGAGACACCUUACCAGAAGGAGAGCAGUAACUUUCCUCCCAGAGUCAAGAUUAAUCUGAACUAUCGGCCAGGACUUGUCAGCAACCAAAAGGACCCCAACCGCUUUGACCGGGACCGGCUCUUCAGCGCGGUCUCCAGGGGCAGCCCCGAGGCACUGGAUGGCUUACUCGAGUACUUGAGGAGGACCUCCAAGUUUCUCACCAAUUCUGAAUACACAGAUGCAAAGACUGGGAAGACCUGCUUAAUGAAAGCCCUGAUGAACUUAAAAAAUGGAAAGAAUGACACAAUCCCACUUUUGCUGGAAAUAGAUCAAAAGACACAGAAUCCCAGGCCACUUGUCAAUGUGAUGUGCUCUGACUCCUUCUACAGAGGCCAGACAGCACUCCAUAUUGCCAUAGAGAAAAGGAGCCUGGAUUUAGUGAAACUUCUAGUAGAGAAUGGAGCUGAUGUCCAUGCCAGAGCCCAUGGUGAAUUCUUCAGGAAGAAGAAAGAAGGAAUUUACUUUUAUUUUGGUGAACUUCCCCUCUCCUUGGCUGCUUGUACCAACCAGCUUGACAUGGUGGAAUAUCUUCUAAAUAAUCCCCACCAGAAAGCCAGGCUCCAGGAGCAGGAUACACAGGGCAACACUGUCCUCCAUGCCCUGGUGAUGAUUGCAGAUGACACUGAGGAGAACACCAAGUUUGUGAGCACAACAUAUGUUGAGCUCUUGAAGGCAGGUGUGAAGCUUGACCCAACACUGAAACUGGAGGAGAUAGCAAAUUAUGAUGGAUUAAAUCCUCUGCAGCUUGCUGCCAAGACAGGCAAAGUGGAGAUCUUCAGGCACAUCAUCCAGAGAGAGAUCAAAGACCCAGUGUACAGACACUUGUCACGCAAGUUCACGGAAUGGACCUAUGGACCCAUCCAUGUGUCUCUCUAUGACUUGUCCUCUUUAGACAGCUUUGAGGAGAACUCGGUGCUGGAGAUCCUGGCUUACAGCAGUGACACACCAAAGCGAUACAAGAUGAUGGUUUUGGAGCCCUUGAACAAACUGCUUCAGCAAAAAUGGGAAACAUUUGCUUCUAAGAGGUUCUACUUCAGUUUUGUCUCAUACUUGUCGUUCAUGAUCAUCUUUACAGCCAUUGCAUAUUAUCAACCCUUACGAGUCAAGCCUUCAUUUCCAGUGGAGUUCACAGCUGGAGGCUUCCUGUGGGUCUCUGGACUGAUCAUUAUCCUGAUGGGAGGCAUUUACCUCAUUUUUACUCAGAGCCUGUACUUGCGGAGGAGACGCCAGUCCCUGAAGACCAUGUGUUCUGACAGCUGCACUGAGAUCUUGAUCUUCAUCCAGGCUUUCUUACUGCUGCUGUCUGCAGUCCUCUAUGGUGCCAGUUCAGAGAACUAUGUGAUAGUGAUGGUGUUCUCCCUGCUGUUGGGAUGGGUGAACAUGCUCUAUUACACUCGGGGCUUCCAACGCACUGGGAUCUACAGUGUCAUGAUACAGAAGACUAUCCUGAAAGACCUGCUGCGUUUCCUCUUGGUUUAUAUGAUUUUCCUCUUUGGCUUUGCUGCAGCUCUGGUUACCCUGAUGGGGGAUGCUCCUCCUGUCUCUCACAACAAGUCCCUUGCUCAGCUGGAGGGCGCCGGGAGCCACGCCAUGUACGGGGGGCUGCUCAGCGUCUCCCUGGAGCUCUUCAAGAUGACCAUUGGGAUGGGUGACCUGGAUUUCCAGGAACAUGCCAGGUUCAGAUACUUCGUCAUGCUCCUGCUGCUUCUCUUCGUGAUCCUCACCUACAUCCUUUUGCUCAACAUGCUGAUUGCUCUGAUGAGUGAAACCGUCUCGGAUAUUUCUGAGGACAGCACCAGUGUCUGGAAGCUGCAGAGGGCUAUUGCUAUUCUAGAGAUAGAGAAGGCCUGGCUGUGGCGCCAAGGUGGGAAGAGGAGAUCUGGCUGCUUCAUGUCAGUGGGCCUCAAUAAGAAAGAUGAGAGAUGGUGUUUCAGAGUAGAGGAAAUUAAAUGGACAGAUUGGGCAAAGGAUGUGGGAGUUCUUAAGGAAGAACCUGGAAACACCAGUGAUUCAGAAAUAAAUCCAGAAGAGACACGAUCAUGGAAACGGACACCACAGAAGCAACUGAGAUCAACUGUUGCAGAGGAGCAGUCACUGUUGCAGCCCCAGCAAUCAGCAACUGAGAUGGUGCCUCUAGAGGGACAAACCAGAAAUCUUUAGCAGGUUUUUCUGGAUUGGAACUUUGCUUCCAACUUCAAAGGAGUAGCUUUUCCUAUAAUGGCUUGAAGAAUUGAAGGCAUUAUCAGUAUUAAAGUGCAUUUCAUUGAAGACUGUGGGUCAGCCUGUGGCUAUAAGUAUUUUCAUGCACUUUAAUAAUUAAUUUCCUCUGAAGAUAAUAUUUUUACUCAACUUUCUCUGCCUGACACUUUCUUAUUGCUAUGUCUAAAGGUUCAAGAGCAAGACCUUAGGGGCAGUGGGGAGUGGUCUUUGGGAAGGCAGUGCUUUCUGAGCUGUAUGCAAAUAAUGCUGUUUGCCAUAGAGAAGUAAAGGAUGGUGUGGCCUAUCUAAGAAUGAGUCUUCUGCUGUUCUUCCAUCACAAGGGACUGCUCUGGAGUGCUUUGGAAUAAAGAGUGUUGUAGAGGUGUAAAAAGUUGUAAGGAUGGAGUUGGCUUCUGUGCACAUCACUGUUGGUGUGAGACAUGAGUGGACAAAUGCUCAGUCCUGUCAGCAAGAGCCUUCCUGAGCCCACAUGUCAGUGCCUGCAGUGCUUGAUGUUCAGCCCACAUCCAGAUCCUCAUUUUAUAGUAUUAUCAUGAAAUGGUUUGCUCUGUGUCUGUAUUUGAGGAAGAGCACAAAAGUGAUGUGGAUUUUCUAGACCUGGAACUUCACAUGGUGAAUUUCUGGAACAGCUGGCUUUCACUGGUUGCUUUGCCUCUGUAGAAAACAGCAGCAGAAUCCUGCUUGUGGCUUCUGAGGGACAGAUGAGCCAAAAUGCAUCAUGGGGUUGAUGUUUCCUGUCAGUCUUGCUGGGCAUCCUGUCUUGCUGUACAUGAUUACAGGGACCUAGUUGCUCUUUGCAAUGUGCACACUGCCUCAGGCAGGGUGGGGAACAUACUUUAAACUCUGUGGAAAAGAGAUAAAAAUUAGUUCUCUCACUUUCAGCCUAUAUUUAAAAAAGAAUCACAAGCAUUUUUAUAAACUAUCAAUAUAGCAAGUUUACUUUAUUGAGAAUGUUCAUCCUUUGAUGCAUUUUCUGAGCUUCAGACUCUCUCAAAAAGAAAGAAGAUGUGAUCAGUGGGGCCUAGAAGGCUUUAUCAAAUUCUUGGUUACAUCCUCCCAGCACUGUGCUGACCUCACUGCCAUGCACAUGAGCUCUUGUUUUUCAUGAGCUCUUGUUCUUCAUGACCUUGUGUUGGCUUGUGCAGCCACAGCUGAAGUGUAACAGCUGGUGUUGCAUUUAAUGCAUCUUUCCUAGGGGGUGAUAACCCUGUGAUAACCCCAGUGAUAUCCCUGAAAAAGCUGCAGGCUACAAAUGUUGGCAGCACCUUUCAUUCAGGAAGAUAAACUAUGCAACCCAAGAUCUCCUGUUUCUCUUUUUCCCUCCCAGCAAGGGAAGCUAGGAGGUUUGUCCUUUGGAGACAACCUUCUUAAUCCUGUUGCUUACUGCAUGCAUGGGACUGGCAGCAAAACUUUGAUUUUAGAACUUGUUCCCUGUCACUUCAGAUGGGUUCUUCCCCUGUGCAGGGUAAUUCCCUCUGCAGCUUCUCUGCAUUAAAUCUCUGAAUUGUAACUGACUUUUCUCACUCCAGCUCCAACUGUUUUCUUGCUUUGUGAAGCCUUCAGCUGCUUUUUCCUUCUAUGGCUUUGUCCUAAGUGUUCCCAAGAUUUGGCAAGGUGCUCAUAUUGCACGAAAGGAUCAUCUGGCAUAUGAUAAUCUAUUGCUGGCUUGGUGCUUUGCUGUGGCAGGGGAACUCUGAGGUUCUCAAGAAAUGCAAAAUCUGAUCUACCAUACCUGCCUGGAGUCUGAAUGAACAAUAAGAGAGAAAUCUUGCUCAUUGUUAGUGUUUUGGUAGCUGUGGGCUGUGACAACUUGCUUUGAGGUUAACCUGCCUCUUCAACCAUUCCUUGAACCUGCUUCUCUUUAAAUCCCUUUCUUAGGCUUGCACUGUUCCUUUAUCUUUUAUUCUGCAUAAAAAACCCCCACGUUAUUAAACAUCUCAUGUCCAUGGUGAAACAGGGCCUUGACAUUCCUGGUGCCUCCCAGUCAUGUCACAGCCCACCAGUCUCAGCCCCCUCAGGCUGAGGGACAGCAGACAGGGACAGGCAGAUGCAGCAAACAUUUUGGGGCAGAAUCUAGUUGGAGGCCUGUGACUAGUGGAGUCCCUCAGGGGUCGGUACUGGGACCGGUGUUGUUCAACAUCUUCAUCAACG